Messenger RNA from Pelobates cultripes (western spadefoot toad), 1509 nucleotides. The record is from the annotation of a GenBank genome assembly. Lineage: Eukaryota; Metazoa; Chordata; Amphibia; Anura; Pelobatidae.
AUGGUAGUUAGCUAUGCUGCUGUCAGUAUCAGUGAGUGUGCCGCUGGAUCGCUUAGGCAGCCGCCCGGCACACUCACUGAUACUGACAGCAGCAUAGCUGUGAGCACAUGAGAUGGGGCCACCGGCCGCAAGGUUAGUAAUCACCUCAGAGUGUGCCACCAGACCGGCCACCUGGCGGCACCGACAUGCGGCCGGUGGCCGCGAUAUUAUUAAAAUAUGUAGAGCAGGGCUCCCUCUCCACAUGCAGCCCCCCAGGUGCCGGGGCCCGCCGGGAAAUUUCCCGGUAUCCAGUAAGGCUCUGGCUCCUUCUAACUCUCUGUUUAUCAGCUACUUUCAUUUUCUACAUCUCUCUAUAUAAAAUAAAAUACACAGUAUAUCACAUAUUCUUUCUAAGAUAGGAGAUACAGGACUAUGUUGAUCUAAUUCCUUAAAUAAAUUAAUUCUUAUAUCUGUAUUUUUCUUUUGAUGUGUAGCAUGCACAGGCUCUUAUAUCGGCAAACCAUAUGGGCAUAAUGAGUGAAAUAUCUGUCAAAACUGAGGAUGAGCCCCUGGGGAUGUACGAGAUCCCCCCACCAGCCGAGAUGGAGAUCCAAGACCAGGUAAGGAUGUACGCAAUGUGCUAGGUGGGUCUUUAAGGUUUAGGGUCACUAGUUAUGGAUUAGAGGCAGAGAUUUUACUAGGGAAUUAUUCUCUGACUUUCUUAUAGUAGAGAAAGAAAGAUGACAAACCUCUCCCCCAUACAGAAAGAAAAAUCUUAAUAUUGUUUAAUACUAUGGACCAUGACUUGCAGUAAUGGAGAUAAUGUACUUAUUUAGAGUAAAUAUUACAUUAAUUUGCUUACUGUUUGAUCAUUGCGGUACUGAUUGUGUGAUUUACCAUCCUCACCGUGUGUGUCACUGUGAUACACUAUGCACACUGUAACCGCACAUUGCAUAGGACAUUUUGUUGACUUGUUACAUGGUGUGUGUGCUUUCUAUUUAUAUUCUCUCUUUACAGAUACAAUGUAGACUGCACAUCUUUUCGUCAGUGCUGAUGUAGAGCAAUGUACAAUGAUCUCCUUAAAUUAAUGAAUUCUAAUGUUUUGGUUUUUCUUUUUACAUGAAGGCUAGAGUUACUGACAUCCAAGAAAGACCAAGUCAGAGCGAGAUGGAAAUAUCAGACGAGAGCGCCGAGGACAACGAUAAUGACUCAGAUAAAAGGGAGAGAGUAGAAAAGACAAAGAAGAAAGGAUGCUGCCUGAGACGGAUGUUUCGGGCUCUGUGCUGCUGCUUCCCGAAGAAAUCAAAAAAAGUGGAGGGUUCUACCGAUGGGAAAUCAGAAGAGGUCAUCUGUCAAGAGCAUGGACGGCGCAGUACGAGCAGCAACAUCGAGAGUGAAGCCGCAGCUUCCAGCCACUCCACCCACCAAUCAGACCGCAGCGGAGGACGGCUACACAAGCAUGUUCAAAACUUGACACGAAUGAGGAUAAAACGACGAAGCAGUGUAAUUGUUCCUGGAAUUGAGAAAUAG